CACGUGACAGUUUUGUUUUUGAACGGCACGGAAUGACAGCUGACGUGCUGUUUAUUUCGUACCGUGGCAUCAUGUAAUCAUCCUCCGGGCUGCAGCACUCGGCUGUAGAACAAGUCGAAUGUUAACAUCCAAGGAUUCAAUUUUGUUUCUUCGACAAAUUGGCCCCGAUAAGCCAUGAAGUCACUCUUCCGACCGGCCAGAACAGUUCCUUGGUGCGGUUUUCAUUCAUGUGCCAGCUGGAGGACCAGCAAGAACAUAUUGUCUUAUCAGCGAGCAACUCAUGGGCCCAACAGUAGGGUGAAGGCAACAGAUGUCAACUAUGUGGAGAGGACCAUAACUGUAAACACGUGCAAGUACUUGUAUCAAGCAUGGCACAACAGGCAUGGCUACCAGAACGCUCCGAUGGAAGGCUUGGAUGUGCCUGUGAAAUAUGUGUGCACAGCGUUAGACCGUACCGAAAACAAUGAUAUGUCCAAGCGGCCCUUGGUCCUCUUCUUGUCCGGAGCUCCAGGAUCCUACAAGGACUUUUCCAUUGCUAUCUCUUUCUUUCUUAAAAACGGCAUUGACGUUGCUGCUCUGACGUGGCCCGAUACGGCAUUCAGCCGCCAAACAAACUGCUGGUGGCAUUCCAGCCAAGAGAAAACUCAACUAGCCCUGGACUUCUUAAGAGCUAUAAAUAUCAAGAAGUACCUCCAGGUUUACACCACUCAACGAGACUUUGUGCCGAGCAUGACUGUUGAAGGACUGGACAUGAUUGCAUGUCACAGCAGCAGCUCGUACGUCGGCCUACGACUGGCGACAUCGCCUGAGCUGGUUGGAGUGAAAUCCAUAGCCCUCUUCAACCCGGCCACACACUUGAGGCCCAGAUGCGUGAAGCCUACGUGGGCCAUCUUUGGAUGUGGACGCCUAUUUCAGGAUCCGCUAACACGGGACCUAUCUGUCUUCUUAAUGAAGUCUUUCACCAUGUUGCGGCGUGUGAAAAGCAACACUGACGACAUGGUUCAGAGCAUACAGAGUAUGAUGUUGGCUGAUGUUAAUCAGUAUUACAGAGACCUGGAGGUCCUCUCACAGAUGUCCACUCCAACUCUGGUCACGAUCAGCGAUAAUGAUAAGCUCAUGGACUUCACUCAAUCUGUAGAAAUGCUCAGAAUACUAGGCAAGACACCAGACACCUUUUGGUGCUACGGUGCAGAGGAACAACUAUUGCAGAAUGGUAUUGACAGCAGUGUGAAAGUGAUUCGUUUCACAAAUGGUUCCCACUACUCGUUCGUUCGUCACCAUAAUAUCACAAACAAGGCCAUGCUCGAGGUCCUCGGGCGAACUAUGUGCUGAUAUUAGAAAAGUAGUAGUCCGUGACAAUCGUCUAUUUCGGAAUCUCCAUAGUUUCCAUACCCAGUCUUGACACGGGAUUUUAAUAAGAAAGCCGCAGUCGUCUCAAAAAUCUGAUGUUGAAUAGUUAUAGGUGAUUGUUCCGAAAGUAAUAUAAUUAAUAAAAUUUGGUUGUCAAGA
Ornithodoros turicata is the source of this 1509-nucleotide messenger RNA. RefSeq lists its product as uncharacterized. The transcript has 9 exons. NCBI's taxonomy places the organism in Eukaryota, Metazoa, Arthropoda, Arachnida, Ixodida, Argasidae. The record is from RefSeq and is a predicted model, not a curated record. The coding region runs from base 175 to 1332 and encodes 385 amino acids.